Messenger RNA from Dromiciops gliroides (monito del monte), 5674 nucleotides. RefSeq names its product cytochrome b-245 heavy chain (gene CYBB). Gene Ontology annotation, biological process: superoxide anion generation; defense response. NCBI's taxonomy places the organism in Eukaryota, Metazoa, Chordata, Mammalia, Microbiotheria, Microbiotheriidae. The record is from RefSeq and is a predicted model, not a curated record. The transcript has 13 exons. The coding region runs from base 64 to 1785 and encodes 573 amino acids. Gene Ontology annotation, molecular function: superoxide-generating NAD(P)H oxidase activity. Gene Ontology annotation, cellular component: plasma membrane; NADPH oxidase complex.
CAUGGGAAAAGGGGACAUAGUACAGAAGAAAGGGUGCAUUCAGAGCAUUCAUCUAAAGCAGUCAUGGGUAACUGGGCAGUGAACGAGGGGCUCUCCAUCUUUGUCAUUUUGGUGUGGCUGGGAUUAAAUGUCUUUCUCUUUGUGACCUACUACCGAGUUUAUGAUCUUCCGGAUAAAUUUUAUUACACUCGCAAGCUUCUUGGGCCUGCCCUGGCCUUAGCAAGAGCCCCUGCUGCUUGCCUAAAUUUCAACUGCAUGCUGAUCCUGUUGCCUGUCUGCCGAAACCUGCUCUCCUUCCUCAGAGGGUCUAGUGCGUGUUGUUCAACUCGGAUCCGGAGACAAUUGGACAGGAACCUGACCUUUCAUAAAAUGGUGGCAUGGAUGAUUGCCCUUCACACUGCAAUUCAUACCAUUGCUCAUCUCUUUAAUGUGGAGUGGUUGGUGAAUGCCAAGUCCAAAAUUCACUCUGAUAAUUAUUCAAUUGCCCUCUCUGCCUUUGAAGAUAAUCCAUCUCUUGGCCAAACUUAUGUUAAUUUUGUUGAAAAGCCAUAUAAGAACCCUGAAGGUGCCUUGUAUGUGGCUUUCACUUACUUAGCAGGCCUCACUGGAGUUGUUAUUACAUUGUGCCUCAUACUGAUCAUAACUUCCUCUACCAAAACAAUCCGGAGGUCUUACUUUGAAGUUUUCUGGUUCACUCAUCACCUUUUUGUUAUCUUCUUCAUUGGCCUUGCCAUCCAUGGAGCUGGGAGGAUUGUACGUGGACAGACAAAUGAAAGUUUGAAGAAACACAAUCUAACAAUAUGUCGUGACAACAUAUCCCUUUGGGGAAAUGAAAAAGAAUGUCCUAUCCCUCAAUUUGCGGGCAACCCUCCUAUGACUUGGAAAUGGAUUGUGGGUCCCAUGUUCCUGUAUCUUUGUGAGAGGUUGGUGCGAUUUUGGAGAUCACAACAGAAGGUCGUCAUCACCAAGGUGGUCACUCACCCUUUCAAAACCAUUGAACUACAAAUGAAGAAGAAGGGCUUUAAGAUGGAGGUGGGACAAUAUAUUUUUGUCAAAUGCCCCAAGUUGUCAAAUUUAGAGUGGCACCCCUUCACAUUGACCUCAGCCCCUGAGGAAGACUUCUUUAGUAUUCACAUCCGUAUAGUUGGGGACUGGACAGAAGGUCUUUUUAAAGCUUGUGGAUGUGACAAGACAGAAUUUCAGGAAGCCUGGAAAUUACCCAAGGUGGCAGUAGAUGGUCCCUUUGGCACUGCUAGUGAGGAUGUCUUCAGCUAUGAAGUAGUAAUGUUGGUGGGAGCUGGUAUUGGAGUCACACCAUUCGCAUCCAUUCUCAAGUCUGUCUGGUACAAGUACUGUAGUGACUCAACCAAACUAAAACUCAAAAAGAUCUAUUUUUACUGGCUCUGUAGAGACACACAUGCCUUUGAAUGGUUUGCAGACCUGCUGCAGUUACUAGAGACCCAAAUGCAAGAGAAGAACAAUGCUGAUUUUCUCAGCUACAACAUCUACCUUACUGGAUGGGAUGAGUCUCAGGCCACUCACUUUACCGUGCACCAUGAUGAAGAGAAGGACGUGAUAACAGGCUUGAAACAGAAGACCUUGUAUGGAAGGCCCAAUUGGGAAAAUGAGUUCAAGACCAUUGCAAGCCAGCAUCCAAAUACCAGGAUAGGUGUGUUUCUCUGCGGACCUGAAGCAUUGGCUGACACUCUCAACAAGCAAAGCAUUGCCAACUCUGAUGCUGGCCCUCGAGGAGUGCAUUUCAUUUUCAACAAAGAAAACUUCUAACUCCUGCUCCGUCAGAAAAUGUGGACAUGAGUCUUAUGCUCAGUCAAUCAAAUGCUGAUCGUUAAUAGAAACAAAUGAAAGCAAGAGAAACCUCGAUAGAUUUUAUUUUCUGCUUAUGUGGGGAUCAUUUCCGAAUUAGCAUCCAUCCAUCUUUAGACAGAAUGAAGAAAAACAGUUCAUUCAUUUUCCUUUUGUUUAUUGUGUAUUAUCUCUGUGACUCCAACAUAUGCACAGGAAAACUGUCCAAGUAUUUAGGAACCAGCUUACCCAGAUAUUGACUCAGCCCCUUGAUACAAGAGGGUUAGCAGAUUUCUAAUCUGUUCCAGAUUGCUAAUAAAGCAGCUCAAUUCUAUUAACCAUUUCCAAGAAAGAGUUUAGUUCAGGCAUAUUAAAAUUAGGGAAAAUCAUUUAGACAGAAAGUUCUUAAAAAAUAUUCCUAUAAUAUUUUCUAAAAGGCAGCUGGCUGGAACAGUGGAUAGAGAUCUGGGCCUUGAGUCAGGAAGACCUGAAUUCAAAACCUGCCUCAAACGUUUACCAACUGUGUGACCCCGGCAAGUUAUUUUAUCUCUUUCUGCCUCAGUUUCUUCAACUGUAAAAUGAGAUCAGUAAUGAUCACCUACCUCAGAGGUUUGUGUUGAGGAUCAAAUAAAAUACUAUUUGAAAAGUGCUUAACAUAGAACCUGGUAGGUGCUAUAAUAAAGACUUUUAUUCCCUUCCUUAUCCCUAUACCAUGUAGAGUACUGACCUCUGAGUUCAAAGCUUGACUCAGAUACUAGCUGUAUGAACCUGAGCAAGUCACUUAAUAUCUCUCAGUAUAAGUUUCCUAAUCAACAAGAUGGGUAUUAUAAUAAUAGCACCUACCUUCAUAGGGUUGUUGAGAGGGUCAAAUGAGAAAACAUGAAAUAAUAUACAAAUUCUACUUAUCAGUAUCGCUUGGGUCAGUAUUGCUAUCAGUGUUGCUUGUAUAGACCAGAGAGGCCUGAUUCUUCUGGUGGAAGGGCCCUAGCCUAAGUUACAUAAUUCCAUCUGUUUUACAUGUUCAGAUUUCAAGCAUAUGGUGACCAUCAGGGAGUCAUUCUACUGGCUGUUCAUUUUCUUGGACAGCAGGCUUUGGCCAGUGUCGUUUAGUCCUCUUGAGAGGAUCUAGAUUCUAGCAGCAGAAACUGAGUGAUUUUGUAGUAGUUCAAACUAAAUCCUCCAGUUCAGUGUUUUAUACAUGCAAAUAUGCAAAGGAUCAAAAACAUUGGGACUUUGGGAAAUUCGGCAUAGUAAAUCCUUUCACCAGUGCAGAUCACAGCCCCGGUAAACCUUCUGUGACUUAGCUAAAUUUUAAGGUGGCACCUGAGGCAACCAGAAAUUAGUGACUUGCCCAGAAUCACAUAUCUAGUGGAUGCCCCAUGGAGGAUUUGAACCCACAUUUUCUCAAGUCCUAUCCCAGAACUCUAGCCACGACCUACACUGCCUCCAUCUCUAGACUCAGUCAAGCAUUCAGUAGAUAGUUGUUAUUGAUGGUGAAGGUGGACCACUUGUCUAAGCUUAUGCAAAGCCAAGCCUUUCCUCUAAUUAAUGAGUUUGAUGGGAAGAAUUGUAAUGAAUGAGUUAUUCAAUAAACCCAUAUAAUUAAAAUGGCUGCCACGGGGGCAGCUAGAUGGCGUAGUGGAUAGAGCACCGGCCCUGGAGUCAGGAGUACCUGAGUUCAAAUCCAGCCUCAGACACUUAACACUUACUAGCUGUGUGACCCUGGGCAAGUCACUUAACCCCAAUUGCCUCACUAAAGAAAAAAUGGCUGCCAUGACCACUCCCUAAACUUUUUUAAGUGUAUAUAAUGUCUACUUUGUAAUUUCUAUUUGACUUUAUCACUAUCCUGAAAUGUAUUGUCCACAAAUUAAUGAGGCAGCAAAUGACAUAUAAGAUGGAGUGCUGAACCUGGAGUUGGGAAGACCUGAGUUGAAGUCCUGCUCAUAGGGACUGUGUGUCUUUGUGCAAGUCAUUUAACCUCUGCCUGCCUCAGUUUUCACCUCUGUAAAAGGAGUAUAAUAAUAACAUCUUCCAAUGUUGUUAUGGGGAUAAAUAAGUCAGUAUUUGUAAAGUGCUUCGCAAAUCUUAAAAUGUUGUAUAAAUAAAUAUUACUCAGUCAGUCAAUUAACAAUUAUUGAGUUCAACUAUGUCCUAUAUUGCCCCUGUCCAAAAAUGUAGAUUUCUUUCUGUAUAUUUAGCCUAUUACCUCUCUGUCUUCAUAAUCAGACAUCUGGAAUGAGGAUUGAUCAUUACAUUGAUCAGAGUUCUUAAUUCUUUUCAAGUUGUUUGUUUUUACAUUGUUGUUACAAUAAUAUAAAUUGUUCUCCUGAUUUGGUUCAUUUCACUCAGCAUCAGUAUAUAUAAGUCUUCCCAGGUUUCAUUUCAUCAUUUCUUAUGACACAUAGUAUUCUACAGUGUUUUAUUAAUUCAUAUGCCAUACAGUGUUCAGUCAUUGCUUAACUGAUGGGUACCCCCUUUAUGUCCAGUAUUUUGCCACUACAAUAAAAAAGUUGAUCCGAAUAUUUUUGUUAACCCCAUCUACCUUAGGAUACUCAUCUGAUUUAAAAUGGUUCACAGCACUCUGUCUUUUAUUUUAUUUUUUUAAAGAGCAUUUUAAGUAUCUAAUUGAAGAUUUUUCUUUAAAUUGCUGCAAGUUAUAUUUUGGCAGCCAGGUGGGAUAGUGGAUAGAGUGGCAGGCCAGGAUUUAGGAAGACUCUUAUAUAAGUUCAAAUUGAAUCUAAAUUCAAACACAUACUUGCUGUGUGACCCUAGGCAAGUCACUUAAUCCCAUUUCCCUCAGUUUCCUUGUCUGUAAAUGAGCUGGCAAACCACUCCAGUAUCUUUGCCAAGAAAAUCCAAAUGGGUUCAUGAGGAGUUGGCCAUAUCUAGAACAACUAACCAAACAAAAGUUAUACUCAGGAAAUCAACACCUAACCUGUUUUGCAAGGUUUCGAUUGGACAUAUUUGUCCUAACUAAAAAGAACUGAUUGGGUCAUCCCAUAGCUAAAACAGCAAAGAAUUGUCCCAGCUUACUAUUCUGCAUUAGGGGGUGAUUCCUCUAGUAGAUAUGUACGACCAGCUAUUCCACUUAGCACAUGAUAUCUAAAUUCUGAUACUUUUCCACACAAUAGCUAUAUUCCUUUUGAUCAGGUUAAAAGAGAAAACCAUGAUGAAUAUAAUUUGCAAAUCCUAGCUUUCUUUCCCCCCCUUUACCCUGGUGAUACAUAUAUAUAUAUAUAUAUCUUUGUUUGUCUGCUGAAGGAUUUUCCUUUUGAAUGGCUAAGUUUUAAUGGGAGUUUGCUACUUAUUGCUAAAACCAGGGGAGAAAAAAAUCAGAAAAUGUAGCAUGUGACGUGGACUUUAAGAUGAAUAGUGGCUAUUAAAUGCUUGUCACUGCAAAUAUUCUUCCUUGUCACUGCAAACUCUCCCCCUUUUGCCCCUUAUUUCCCUUCUAGUUACCAGCUUUUGAUGUUUUUUUUUAUUUUUUUUUUUUUAGUGAGGCAAUUGGGGUUAAGUGACUUGCUCAGGGUCACACAGCUAGUGUUAAGUGUCUGAGGCUGGAUUUGAACUCAGGUACUACUGAAUCCAGGGCCAGUGCUCUAUCCACUGCACCAUCUAGCUGCCCCACCAGCUUUUGAUUUUGAGCAUUUAAUUAACAGCAUUAACAGGAAGAAAAUACAUGAAGGAUCUAAGCUGUUUGCCCUUUAAAACCAUGAAAUUCUUAGUGUUCUGUGCUUUUUCCCCCUUCAAAUUAAAUUGAAUUUCAUUUGAAGUUUGGGAUUCUUUUCAAUGUCUGUUUUUGUUUUGUUUUGUGAAUGCUGACAAAAAUACAUUAAAAUCUGUAUGAGAUGUAUUAAAAUCAAGGAGCCAA